UUACAUUUCCGGACCACUACGAAGGCGAGUUUUCGACAUGGUGCAUCAAAUGUCGCAUACAAGCGGCAGAGCAACUCACCGGCAAAUUGCAUAAAAAUUCGUGUGGCCUUCUAAAUGGAUAAUGUCUAAAGACAUUAAAGAGUGGGCCCGCACUUAUCUAGCAUGCCAACAAUCUAAAAUUCAUCGUCAUAACCACACCCCACCCAUCAAAAUACCAAUACCAGAUACUCGUUUCGAGCAUGUACAUAUCGAAAUCGUUGAUCCUCUACCUCCAAAAGUUUCAGGAUUGUACAGCAAACACGGUAGCGAAGAUAUUUUUCACCCACUGGGUAGCCAGAGAGCCCUUCGGAGUUCCACGCUUGAUCACGACCGCUCAAGGCUUGCAAUUUGAAGCGCAGCUGUACGACACAUUAACUAAACUCAAACUUGGCUCUAAACGUUGUCGGAAAACUGCAUAUCACCCGGAGUCUAAUGGCAUCAUCGAACGAUGGCAUCGCUCUCUUAAAACAGCAUUAAUGUGUCACGGCGAAACUCAAUGGACUGACACACUGCCAGUAGUAUUACUAGGAUUGAGAACUUGUCUCAAAGAAGAUCUAGGCGCUUCGGUAGCGGAAUUAGUGUACGGCAUUACGCUCAAGGUAUCAGCUGCGGCGCUGCGAGCGCCAAUGGCGGCGCUGCAUGCGUCCGUCGCGACGCUGAUACGGUCGUUCUUUCCGUUACUUCGUCCGUUCACUCUCUCUGGUGUCAUGGCGUGCCGCGUGCAGACCUCGUGCGCCGAUAACAUCGUAGCAGAUGCAUUAUCUCGCGCCGACACUAUCGUGAUGCCAACUAGUCUCGAUGUGCAGGAGAUUGCAGAAGCUCAAGCCUCGGAUGAUGAGUUGCAGCAACUGAAGCAAUCCACAUCAACGUCUUUGAAGCUCAAAAAAUUUAUCUUAUCGGAAACAGCCUCCAAUAUUUACUGGGACACUUCAGAACAAGAGAUCAGACCUUACCUUCCUGGACCACUACGAAGGCGAGACAUGGUGCAUCAAAUGUCGCAUCCAAGCGGCAGAGCAACUCACCGGCAAAUUGCACAAAAAUUCGUGUGGCCUUCCAUAUCUAAAGACAUUAAAGAGUGGGCACUUGUCUAG
Messenger RNA from Acromyrmex echinatior (Panamanian leafcutter ant), 1130 nucleotides. RefSeq lists its product as uncharacterized. NCBI's taxonomy places the organism in Eukaryota, Metazoa, Arthropoda, Insecta, Hymenoptera, Formicidae. The record is from RefSeq and is a predicted model, not a curated record.